CACUGAAUGUUUUACAAACUAAUUUCUACAUAGACCAAAUACAGGUUCAAUUACUAACUAUAGAGACCCCAAUAUGAAUGAAUAAAUAUAGCUAAUUCCAUGGUGCACAACCAGCAGGCCGAGCACAAAGGGAGACACAGUCCACAAACCUUGCGCAUAAAAUGUUAAUUUACAUUCACAUUGCAUUCAAUUGUGAAACUACUGACUCCAGCCUGUCAGAAUAUAGAGAAAGCAGCUCCUCCUGUCUGUCUAUCCAGUCUAAUUUUCUAUGGUUAGUGACGCUCUUUCCCUGCCCUACCGCUCUAUGGUCUGUUUCAGCUUCCUUCUCCCUGCGUGAGUGUACGUAACGUUCUAAGACUUGUUACAUUGUUGCAGGGUCUGAGGUGUGUGUUCUGUCGGUGACAGGUGAUGGGACAUGCUGCAGUUAUACAGUUACCGAAGGGGUAGAAGUGUGUGUUUUUGACUGGGCUGGUGUUUUGAUAUUUUAAUUGCUAUGCUAAGACAUCUACAGCUGUCAGGGAUGGUGUCCUGCUAUUAUCAGAUCGUGCAAUCUGCAGGCUAAUAAUGCAUAGUGUGAGCACGUUUUUCAUAUUUUCCCUUAAUAAAUGAUUGGAGUAAAUGUAUAACAAUAAUGCUUUUCUAUGAAGGAAAGCAGCAUCAGGUUGAUUUGUAGGACUACAACUCACAUGAUGUUUUGCAUGCUUUUAGAUUAAAAAGCAUCAUGGAAGUUGUAGUUUUUAGGGGGUCUACCCUGCUCUACAGCAUUAUUUUUUCCCAAUGGAAUAUUUCGAUGCACUUUGGACACACAAUUCUGUGUAUGCUGCGCAGUGCUGUCAAGUAGAAUUUAAAGUAAACAUGUCUAGAGUCUUUAAGAAGGUUUAAUUUUAUCAAAUGUAUUCUAUUCUUUUCAAUGUGGAAGUUAGCAUCACUAACAACUUCGAGAGACACUCAAUGAACUUAUUGUCUGAGGAGUUCCUGAGUGAUGUCAUACCCCAAGGUUUAACCCAAAAGUCUGCCAGAUGGCACCUGAUUGCUCUGCUCCUGCGUUUCUGCUCAGUGUCUGAGGCUUCCAUGAGGUAGCUGGGUGCUGGUGAUAGGCUGUGAAAAUGGUACAUGUUUUUUUUUGUUUUUUUUAAUUCAAUGGGAAGCUGAUAGCCUGAAAGCACCAUCUGAGGCACUCAGCAUAUCCGUGGAAACUGGUCUGAGGCUUCCUGAUUGAAACAAAAACUGAUAAAAUGAGAACUCUGAGAAUGUGCAAAAGCUUUGAGAAACUUCAGCUUGCCCUUUGAUUUGUAUUGCAGCCUUGAGUGGAAAUGCAGGGACAUCAGGACAGAGUGAUCGGACGCCAGCUUGCAGACUUUGGGGUUAAACUGUACAUUAAUGUUUAAUUCUUUCAGAUAAGAUAUCACCUUGUAUUCCUCAAACAGAAACACUGCACAUCCAGACUCAUACCACCAUGGACACUUCUAUUUACUAUUCACAAUGUGAACACUGGCAUUCCAGCAGAACAGCUAUGUUUUCAACUGCAUUAUUAUUAUUAUUAUUGCCAUUUAUAUAGCGCCAACAGACUCCGUAACGCUUUACAAUAUUUUGAGAGGGGGGAUGCAACAAUAAAUAGGACAAUUACAAGAAGACUUACAGGAACAAUAGGUUGAAGAGGACCCUGCUCAAACAAGCUUACAGACUAUAGGAGGUGGGGUAUUAGAAACAUUAGGACAGGAAAUAUCAAGUAGGAGUGAAGCAGAGCUGGAGGAGAGAGCAAGAGGCAGGUCUGUAAGGUAGAGAUUACUCUGGGAGGCCAUAAGUUUUCCUGAAGAGAUGGGUUUUAAGGCCCUUGUUAAAUGAUUGACUAGGGGAGAGUCUGAUGGCAGUAGGAAACUGCAUGGUUAAAAGAGGUGGAGUAGGGGGCACUUGGAACCCAGACUACUUCAUUUCAGUAAAGUUGUCUGGGUGCCUGUAAUGUUCUUUUUAAAUCCGAUUUGCAAGACUAAGCAUAAAAAAGCUAAUUUGGCUCAAUUCUCCAAAUCCGCUUUCAGUCAAAAUGUGGAUAUUAUACCUUCAAUUUUGUCAUUCAGAUUUAAUUCACUAAAAUAUUGUAUUUAGUAAAUUGUAUCAAACUCUAACUUGGAUUAAAACAUUUUUUUUUUGUAUAUAACAGCAUUUCUCUAAUAAAAUGGCACAAUUAGGCAAAUAUGCAUAAAAAGCACCAAGUUCACUUUCUCUUAUGUGCAUAUUUUGUACAUUGGGUACUUUUUUUUUUUUUUUUUUUUACACACCUUCUGUAGUGUGGCAAAAUAUUUCAUUCCUUUUGUUGCAUUUUUUUUUCAAUACUAAUUUUAUCUUGAAGAGACAGGAAGUAGAAAAAGCAAUGCCACACAGAAUGGAGAUAUAUCAAAGAGAAGAAGAAACAAGACUGAUAGUGUAACACUGCUAGAUACUAAAUUCAAAUACCACAUAAUUAGUAAACUCACAAGUGUAGGAAAUAACUGUGCCUUGAACAAGUGGAGGCAAUGCUAUGUAUACUCAUUUUUUAGGUUUGUAAUCAGUAAAGUGUUUCUAUAAAUCUUUUUUUUUUUUUUUAUUUAUGCUCUUCUGUGUUCCCUCCCUCCCCACCCCCCUUUAUAAAUAAAAAAAAAAGUGAACCAUACAUGUCUGCAUGUUUUGUGUAAAAAAAAAAAAAUUAAAAAAAAUUUCCUGCAACAAAUAACUGCCUACUGCCUCAAGAUAUUCUAGUCAUUAAGUUAUUUUAUUGCACAUUAUGUAUAAAAGUUACCUCAAAAGUGUACCUUUUUUUUCAAUCACUUUAUUGAACUAUAGUUCUUCACUAUUCUGUGUGGGAUAUCCUGCACUGUAAGAAAAGUAAAAAAAAAAAAAAAUGAGAAUAAUAUAAAUUUGAGAAUAAUGAGCUUUAUGUACAAACAAUGGUGCACACUAUCACUAAGCUUGAUUUAUUUGUUUAUAUUUUUUAUUCUAUUGUAAGUUAUGUAUAAACAUGUCUGAAUAGGCUUUAUACAUGAGAACAAAAUUGAGCAUAUUCGCACAUCUUAUUCUUACAUUUGCAGCUUUUAUUACAGUGCAGACAGUGCCAAAUAAAGGAUGGCAGUGAAUACUAAUUCGCUUAAUUGACUGCACACUUUUUUUUCUCUCUGUUGUUAUCUAUUAUCUGUGACAAAAAUUAAAUAAUUAGAGAACGUUUGGCUUUUGUAACACCUAGUGUGCAGGGAUAUAUUUCUAGUGGGAAUCCUAUUAAUUGUAUCUUAAUUGCACAAUUCUUACACACUCAUUAAUUCAUAACCCUGUUAUUCUUGAGAAUAGAAAGUCACAAAUGUCCCACGCUUUGUUCUCCUUUAUAAAACCCAUUCAGACAACAUCUUACAUAGUGUACAUUCACAAAGGUUAAAGACCAUGCUUAGUCAGAGAUUUCACUUACUUAUACUUCUGUGUUUAUAUAGUGUGAAAAAAACAUUGGAGGUUAUGUAUUACUACUGGUGUGAUCACUAAGCACGACCUACUUAAAAGGACACAGUAUGCACCAUAACCACUACAUCUGACUAGUAAAUGUAGGAAGCCAUAAGUAAUAAAUGUAAUUAACCACACUAUGUUUAAACUGUUUGAUAGUUUAUCACAACAAUGUAUUGUUGUCUCUUUGUCUAAAGACUUCUUACAUGGCAGCAAACGCAGGGACAGACACAAUGCCGGGAGAGGGGAAGCACUGUUUGGACAAAACAGAGAAGAACAAUUUAGUACAGUGAGUAUGGAUAAUGUGACUACUUUACCAUGAAACUAAUUGUUGUAGUGUGAUGACAACCCAGAGGGUUAUGUACAGGUGAUAUCAUGCAAAAGUUAAUUUAUUUCAGUAAUGCAAUGUAAAAGGGGAAACUAAUAUAUGAGACGCAUUAAAUGCAAAGCAAGAUAGUUCAAGCCAUGAUUUGUCAUAAGUGCGAUGAAUAUGGCUUACAGCUCAUGAAAACCCCAAAUCCACAAUCUCGGUAAAUUAGAAUAUUGUGAAAAGGUGCAAUAUUCUAGGCUCACAGUGUCUCAAUCUUAUCAGCUAAGUAAGCCAUAACACCUGCAAAGGGUUUCUGAGCCUUUAAAUGGCCCCUCAGUCUGAUUCAGUAGGAAUCACAAUCAUGACGGCUGACUUGACAGUUGUGCAGAAAACCAUCAUUGACAUAAGGAGGGAAAGCCUCAAAAGGUAAUUGCGAAGGAAGUUAGAUGUUCCCAAAGUGCUGUAUCAAAGCACAUUAGUAGAAAGUUGUGUGGAAGAAAAAGGUGCACAAGCAGCAGGGAUUACCACAGCCUGGAGAGUAUUGUCAGGAAAAGGCCAUUCAAAAGUGUUGGGGACUUUAACAAGGAUUGGACUGAGGCUGGAGUCAGUGCAUCAAGAGCCACCACACACAGACGGAUCCUGGACAUGGGCUUCAGAUGUCGUAUUCCUCUUGUUAAGCUGCUCCUGAACAACAAACAACGUCAGAAGCAUCUUACCUGGGCUAAAGAAAAACAGACCUGUUGCUCAGUGGUCCAAAGUCCUCUUUUCUGAUGAGCGCAACUUUUGCAUCUCAUUUGGAAACCAAGGAUCCAGAGUCUGGAGGAAGAAUGGAGAGGCACACACUGCAAGAUGCUUGAAGACCAGUGUGAAGUUUCCACAGUCUGUAUUGAUUUGGGGAGCCAUGUCUUCUGUUGGUGUAGGGGGUUGAAGAAGAUAAGGUUACGGGGGAGAAGAAGAGAUUACAGGGAGGGAAGGGGGGAGAAGAAGAGAAAAUUACAUGGGGGAGGGGAGAAGAUUACAGGGAGGGUGGAGAAGAAGAGAUUACAGGGACGGGGGGAGAAGAAGAGAACACGAGGGUGGGAGAUAAGAACGUAGGGAAGGGAGAGACCACUAAAGGAGGGAGGGGACGGUGGAGAGACCACUAGGGGAGGGUGGGGGGAGAGGAGAGACCACUAAUGGAAAGUCGAGGAGAAAAGGAGACCACUAAGGGAGGUGGGGGGGAGAGGAGAGACCACUUAGGGGCAGGGGAGAUCUCUAAGGAAUGGAAGAGAGAGCUCUAUAGGACAGGGGGCAGGACUGGGAGCUCUUUCACACCAUGCGCGCAAACACACACACAAUGCAUCCCCAUACACACAGAAACACAACAUGCUUCCCUUACACACAGAGAAACACACAAUGCAACCCUUACACACACAUGCAAACACACACUGCUUCUCUUACACACACACAGAAACACAAUGCAUCUCUUACACACACUCAACGCACCCCUUACAGACACACACACUGCAUCUCUUACAUACACAGAAACACACUUUGCAUCCCUUAUGCAUACAAACACAGAUUCACACAAAACAUUCCUUACACACAACAAGAAACACACAAUACAUCCGUUAUACACAAACACUCACUGCUUUCUGUCCCUUACACAAAAACACACUGCUUCCACUACACACAAACACACUGCAUCACAAACUGGUAUCCCUAUACACUACAUACCAUAAGCACAAACAUUAGAUCCUCUACAGUAACACAUAACACAUACCCUACACACUCUACUCCCUGUGAGCGAACUCAUGGGUGGAACAUGUAGGUGGACUUAUGGGUGGGCUUUAUGGGUAUACUCACCAUCAGGCUCUGGGGCCCAGACCUUGAGCUAUGUAAGAGGCCCCAAAAAAUGGAGCUGCUUCCCGUUCUCCCAGAAUAUUGAAUUUUGUGACCACAGUUACAAACAGCCUCCAGAGAUCCUGUUCUCUAAUUUACCUCACAUUAAAUGGACACUAUAGUCCCCAGAACCACUGCAGCUUAAUAAAGUUGUUCUGGUGUCUAUAGUUUGUCCCUGCAGGCUUUUUAAUGUAAACACACACUGUGUGCAGCACUAGCAUUAGUUCAUAUGGCAGAUCAUAUGGGUGGGGCAUUGUGAUGUCCCAGGGGGGCGUGGGGGGGGUUGAGGGGGGCGGCAAAUCUUUAUUUUGCCUAGGGCGGCAAAAAUCCUUGCACCGGCCCUGCUUAUACUUUUCAGAGGUCCGAUAUUGUUCUAUGUACACUCCUUGUUUUAUUUAUUGCAUGUAAUAUUCCAAUUUACUGAGUUUGUGGAUUUGGGGUUUUCAUGAGCUGUAAGCCAUAAUCAGCGCACUUAAGACAAAUCACGGCUUGAACUAUCUUGCUUUGCAUGUAGUGCGUCUAUCUCAUAUAUUAGUUUCCCCUUUUACGUUGCAUUACUGAAAUAAAUGAACUUUUGCACGAUAAGCUUUUUCGAGUAUCAUCUGUAUUAACAAAAAGAAAGAUGGACACACCCGAUUAAUAGCCAUUAACGAUGGACUAAGAAAACUAAUAUACAUAAGGGUGCGCACUCCAAAAGCUGCAUUUCCAAAGAGCUACUAAUAUAAUCAUAUACUAAUGAAAGGAGGAGCAUAACCAAUAAAAAUGCAGAAAACUUUAUUGUACAGGCUCACAUGUAACAGGUAUCAACAAGGAAAUCAUAGAAUGACAAUAUACUUAAACAUAUCUACUCAAUAUGUAGCAAUGACUAGGACCAAAGGGGAAAAAAGUAGGAAAAUUCUGAUCUAAAUAAUCCACAUCAAGUGGUAUAACCACUGAUACAAAAAAGCAAUGUUAUGAAACCUGUAUAGGAUAGUGAACCAAAAAAUACAUACCAAACACAGACCCUAUCAAGAAACACGAGCAGAGGGUGAAGACGUCAAACACAAAAUAGCCCCCAGAGUGUUAUGGCAAGGUAUGAGAAUGCUUGUUUAAUAAAUUGAGUCAAGCCUGUAAGUAGAAUUUUUAUUUUAAUUUUUUUUGUAGUUGUCUUCAUUGAGCGUUUAAGAAAAAUUGUGUCUUUAAAGCAUAGUGCAUUUUCUCUAUUUGUAGAUGGCUUUUUAUCCUGUUUAUCUUAAAAUAAGUUUUUUUUUUCUUAACUCUUAAAGUGAUAAGGAGCCAUAUAAUACAGUAUAUAUUUUUUUCUUUACUUUUCCUGCCAUUUGAUUUUUGUCUGCCUACUUUUUAUGUUUUCAACACUAUGCAUCUUAUGCCCCCUAUAGCAAGGUGUACCUAGAUUACAAUGCGACUACGCCCACUGUGCCAGAAGUAGUCGAGGCAGUGAAAGAGGCCAUGCAAGAUGCCUGGGGAAAUCCAAGUAGCAGCUAUGCAGCAGGUAACUGAAUAUGUGAUGCAGUGUAUAAUAUAAAUUAAUAUUUGUAGUAAUGGAUACGAUGGCAUUUCAUUUUAAUGCACUCGUAAGUAGAUAUGUUGUGGGAAAGAAAUUAUAAUAAUAAGAAAACACCCACGUUAUUUCUAAAGUUUUUUUUUUUUUUCAUCUGGUCUCUUUGUUAUAUAAAUGUACGGACUGCUUUACUUAUGGGCUUCUCUUUCUUCUGGUAACAUCAGAGUGAUUAUUAGCUUCUUGCAAUAAUGUCAUCAUGCCAUCUUCAAAAAAAAGUCACACUGCAUGAUUAUCUAAAUAAUCUUCCAAAAAUAUCACCAGGACGAAAAAACUCACAAAGUAAAGUUAUCUUUGUAUUACCAACAAUAAUAUGUAAAUGGAACAUGACAUCCCCUAGAUAACUUAAAAAAAACAACAAACACGAUAUACCUUAUUUAAAUUGUCUUACGCGUUAUAUUGUAGAAGGAAAACAUUAGAAAGCUUGGUGCAAGUGCUAUACCACACGUUAAAAGGGUUACUAUAGGUACCCAGACCACUUUAGCUCAUUGAAGUAGUCUGGGUGCAGUGUCCCAGGCCCCUUAAUCCUGCAAUUGUAAUUAUUGCAAUUUUUAAUAAACUGGAAUAAUAGAAACUUAAAUGUGACGGCAGAUAAGAACCAUUUGGCACGUCUAGUCUGCCCAAUUUCUGAAUACUUUCAUUAGUCCCUGGCCUUAUGUUCUAGUUAGGAUAGCUUUAUGCCCAGUGGCGUACACACAACCCAUGGGCCCUGGUGCGAAACUGAUCCAUGGGGCCCCCCUUCCUUUUGCCCCCCUCUAGUUCCCCACCGACAGAGACACACACACACACACACACACACACAGACAGAUAUAUACAGACACAAACACACGUACAUUCAUACAAAGACACAUACAUACAAACAGACAGGCACACAUACAUACAGACAGACAUACAUACAAAGACACAUACAAACAGGUGCACACACACAUACAUACAUACAUACAUACAAACAGACAGGCACACACACAAGACAUACAUACAUACAUACAAACAGACAGGCACACAUACAUACAAACACACACACACAUAAUAUUGAUAGCUGGGAGGAAUGAUGGGGAGCCACUUCCUCCCAUCGUGUGAUGGCCCGGUUGCGUUGUUAAAGCGCUGCAGCGCUGACCAGGCCCCCUGAAAAUCCAUCUCCAUCGGGUGGCCCUGACAGCAUACGCCACCCAAUGGGCACCUUAACAUGCGGCCGGCCGGAGGGCGCAAAUGAUGAUGGCGGGCACCCGCACGCAGAGGUCUGCAGGGCUGCCGGGCCCGGUCGCAGCUGCGACCCCUGCGACCGCUAUAUGUACGCCAGUGCUUAUGCCUAUCCCAUGCAUGCUUAAACUUCAUUGUGUUAACCUCUACCACUUCAGCAGGAAGGCUAUUCCAUGCAUCCACUACCCUCUCAGUAAAGUAAUACUUCCUGAUAUUAUGUUUAAACCUAUGCGCCUCUAAUUUAAGACUAUGUCCUCUUCUUGUGGUAGUUUUUAUUAUUUUAAAUAUACUCUCCUCCUUUACUGUGUUAAUUCCAUUUGAGGGUUAACUCCACCUAUAGUGGCUGUCUACCAGACUGCCACUAGAGGGACUUCCGGGUGAUUACGCAAAUAUUGAUCACCUAACUGAUGCUGGACGUCCUCACAUAUAGUAAAGCUUCAUAAAUCGUAGAUAAGCUUAGAUUCUAGGAAUGUUAAGGUUUAUUCGUAAACAUUUUAGGUUGAAUCUAAGAUUUUGCACACAUUUGUCAGUUGUUGGUUUACAGCAUGUCAUCUGUCACCAUGGAAAAAUGAAUCUAUGUAAAGAUACUAUAAUGAAGGAUUCAUGUAAGCACUGUACAGUUGGCUUUAAAUAUUAUUUGUUUCAGGGGACAUUUAGGAAACUUUCAUAUGGGGACCAGCCAAAGAGAAAUAUAUAUAGGGCUAUUCACUAAAUUGAGAAAUCUAGGCGAAUCAAAGUGAAUUUCAAAUUUUUAUUUUUAUUUUUUUUUAUUGUAUUUUAUGAGGUAGAAACAGUAAAUGUGCAUUGUUGGAAUGUACAAUUAUCAAUUGUCACAAUGGUAUCACUUAUAUUCAACAUGCGUAAAAAUUGAUGCAAUCUCAAUGUUUACAUGCUUUCCAAAUUUUUCACAAUUUCCCUUAUCACACGGUGCCAAACAAAUCAAGCACCGCAUUUUUAAAACUCGUUUACCCGGUGAUUGGGUCACAUCAUUACAUCACUGCCUAUUAGAAUAGCUAUACCAUUGAGUAUCUAGACUCGUAUCCUGUCCUUAGAGUCAAAUGGUAGGUAUAGGGUUCGCUGUGUCAGUGGUCUCACUGUAUUUGAGCUCAAUGUUCUCGUUUUCCUUUUACCCCCUCUACCUGCGGCUUUAACUUGCCUAUUGGUCCGGGAUAGUGACAUUACAGGUAUACCAUCUUGUGUACAAGAGUUUUUCCUUUCGUACCUAUUUUGUAUUUGAUAAAUGAACUAAAAAAAAAAAGAAACUAACAGGGGGGGAAACAAGAAAAAAAACGAGAAGAACUGGGUGGUGAGAGGGGGGUAGGGAGGGAGGGGGGAGAACAUAAGUUCUCAAUGCUUCCCAUGUACAUAUUCUACCUAGUUCUCCAGAAAUGGCACUAUGUCUCUCAGUUGCUUUGUUUCUUCCCUUAUCUAUAUGCCACACUUUAUGGGGUGCCUGUAUUCUUCCCACAUAUGCCAUGCAUCUAUCCAGAAGUUUUUUGGCGCCCUAUGUGCACGUACAGUGCAUUCAUAAAGUCUGGUGUUAUCUAGAUGUGAGAUAAUCGUGUCUAUUAGUGGAGGAUCUUUUUGAAGCCACGCCUUGGCUAUAGCUGUGAUUGCUGCUAUAGUCAUGUGGAAAAGGAGAUAUUGUUGGGAUUUCGAAAGGUUCCGUGGUAUAUGUUGUAGAAGGAAUAUCUCAGGCGCAAAUGCCACGUCUAUAUUCCCUAUCUGUCUCAUAAGGGACUGUAGGGACUUCCAUAUUUUUGCAAUGACAGGGCAUGUCCACCAGAUAUGCAUGACAUCUCCCUUGUCAUCCCCACAUCUCCAGCACUUUUCUGUCUGUUUCGGGUCUAUAUGUUUCAGCUUGGUUGGUACCAUAUGCCAUCUAUACAGCAUUUUUCUCGACAUUUCUAUCUGGGCUGUGGAUAAAGUUAAGUGUUUGUGGGCCGUAAAACUUUUACGCCAGUUUUCUUCUGGUAAUUUUUUCCCCAUGUCAUAUUCCCAUUUUUUGAUAAAAGUCAGGUCCUUUAUCUGUUUUGUGGGUAAAUAACUACUAUAUACUUUGGAAAUGAUGCCGGCUGUUUUAUUAGAGUUGGUGCAUAGUUGUCUCAAUACCUCCAUGUUUCUCUUUGUAUCUGUGGUGUAUAGUGACCCUUUAUGUCUCCCUAUCCACGAUAAUAUCUGUCUAUGUGCGAACUCCGCUGUAAGUGGGAGCUCGUACUCUUUUUGUAAUGAGGCAAAGGCUGUAUACUUAUCGUUAUCCAUAAGUUGGUGUAAGUGUGUUAGGCCUGCCCUGUCCCAUUUUCUAAUGUUUAGUUGUGGGAUCAAUAUUUCAAAGGAGCGCAGGAGCAUUGUUGGGUGUAGCUCUGUGUCGAGAUUUAAGAAUUUUGUGUAUUUGUCCCAUUCUUUCAGAGUUAAAGAUGUUAUCGGGGAAAUGUCCUGAAACUUUUUUCUGUGAGUUUUAUGGAUUCCAGCUAAUGUUGCGAUGUCGUGUCCCUCUGUGUAUGACGCUUCUAAGUGUACCCACGCCGGGGGUGUGGAAUGGGAGCGGAAUACUGCCACUAGUGAGCUGACUAUCGCCGCUUUGUGAUAUAGGUCUAAGUUUGGGAGACCCAUACCCCCCGAUUUUUGUGAUAGGUAAAGUAUAUUUGCUGCAACCCUGGGUCGUUUUUUAGCCCAUACGAAGGUGUUAAUCAUUUUCUGUGCUUCUUUGAUGUAUGUUGUAGGUAAUUUUAUGGGUAGGGUGCGGAAUAGGUAUUGGAGCCUGGGAAGAACCAUCAUCUUAAUAGCGGCUAUCCUCCCAGUCCAUGAGAUAUAUUUGUUUUCCCAACUUCUAAGUUGAGUGCUGAUAGAAUGGAGAAGUGUGGUAUAAUUGGCUUUGAACAAUUUGUGUAUUUGAUUCGUAAAUUUUAUACCCAGGAACGUGAGGUGGUCUUGUCUCCACUCAAAGGCAGUGGAUUGUUGCAGGGUACUUUGUGCUUUCGGUGUCAUGAAUAGGCUCAUUGCUUGUGUCUUAGCCACAUUUAACUUGUAAUAUGAGCAAUCACUGUACUCUUUCAGUAUAGUGUUAAAGGUUGGGAUGGAGAGUUGUGGGUUAGUCAAUGAUAGCAGUACAUCAUCGGCAAAUGCUGUUAUUUUGUAUUCUCUUCCCCCUCUUACUAUGCCUGUGAUUCGUGGUUCGUCUCUAAUGGCCUGUAACAGUGGCUCCAGCGCUAUGAUAUAGAGGAGUGGUGACAAUGGGCAACCUUGCCUGGUUCCAUUAGUUAUGUAAAAGGGCUGUGAUGCGAAGCCUCCAUUUGUCACUCUAGCCGAGGGUUUGGAGUAUAAUGCCGUUAUUAAAUUUAGGAAUGGUUGUGGAAAUUGGAAUUUCUGUAGUGUUUCUCGUAGGAAGCCCCAGUGCAGCCUGUCAAACGCUUUUUCAGCGUCAAGCGACAGGAACACACUGGGUUCUCCCUGUCGUUGCUUUGUGUAAAGUAAAUUGUAUAGUUUCCUUGUGCCCUCAGCCCCUUGUCUGCUUUUAACAAAUCCCACUUGAUCUUGUUUGAUUAUUGUAGGUAGUGUAUCUGCGAUUCUUGUGGCGUACAAUUUAGCUAGGAUCUUGGUAUCUGUAUUUAAAAGGGAUAUGGGCCGUAAGUUUUGAGGCUUAGUUGGGGGCUUACCUGGCUUUGGCAGGGUAACUAUAUGCGCCAUCAGCAUGUCCUGUGGCAUCUUACCCGUGGAUAUUAUGUGAUUAAAUGUAUCUACUAAAUGUGGUCCUACAAUAUGGCUGAAUGUUUUGUAAUAAGAAUUGGUUAGACCAUCUGGUCCCGGUGAUUUGCCCGGGGGAAGUGAUUUAAUUAUUUGUAGGAUUUCAGACAGGGUGACGGGAUCGCAUAACUGUUUACGUUGGUCUUCUGUUAGGCUGGGCAGAGAGACGUUGGAUAAAAAGUUUUGGAUGUCGUGUGCGGACGGUUGAUGGGUCUGGGGGUCCUGUUUUAUGUUGUAUAAUGUGCUAUAGAAAUUGGCCAUUUCUGUGAGAAUUUCCCGUGGGUCAUGUAUUUUCCCUCCUGUAUGAUUAUGUAGAUAUGGGAUUUUUGAUUGGGCUUGCUUCUGUCUUAGGAGCGAUGCCAAAGCCUUGCCGGCUCUGUUACCCUGAGUAUAAUUGCGUAUCUUCAGGUUCUGAAGCAUAUGUGCCGUUUCAUCUAAUAGUAGCUCAUUUAUUUGCUUUGUGAUCAAGAUUAUUUCCUGUGCCAAAUCUGCUGUAGGGGUUAGAUAGUGGGCGUUUUGUAAGUCCCUCAGUUUUUUUAGUGAAUCAAGAUAUUUUUUGUCUUUAGCUCUUUUUAUAUACACUGCUCUACUAAUUAAGAUCCCUCUAACCACUGCUUUAUGAGCUUGCCAGGUGAUUGUGGGUUCCAAUUCUGGCAUCGUGUUGGUUUGGAAGUAUUCUUGAAGGUCUUGACUUAGUUGAGUGCGGAAGUCUUUAUGCAUGAUUAGAGCGUCAUUUAAUCGCCACGGGGGUUUCCCUUUAUGGUCAAAUUUGGUUUGCAACUUUGCUGACACUGGGGCAUGGUCAGACCACACUAUGUCCCCAAUCUCACUACUUGUCAUUUUUGGCAAGAUGUCUGCAGUAACAAGAAUCAUGUCUAUUCUGGAAUGAGUUUUGUGGAUAUGGGAGAAAUAUGAGUAACCCUUUUCGGUUGGGUGUUGUAAUCUCCAGAUAUCGUAUAGGUUGUGUUCUAGGAGUACUUUAGUUAGUGUUUUGCAUUGUUGUGUAAGGAGUCUUGAUCUGGGGGCGUCUUGGCUAAGGGAAGUGUCUGCUACUGGAUGUAAGACAUGAUUCAUGUCCCCACAUAAUAUCAUUGAGGUUUUUUGCCUGGUUGGAAUUUUGUUAAGGACUUUAAGUAAAAAGUUCCUUUGGUUAACGUUUGGGCUAUAGAUCCCCACGAAUGUGUACUUACUAGUGUUAAUGUUGCAAUAGAUUAUGAGAUAUCGGCCUUGUGUGUCUUUUUUGAGUUGCAACAAUUCAAACGCAAGGGAUUUGUGAAAAAGGAAAGACACUCCCCUAGAUUUGGAGGAAUGAGUCGCAUGAAAUUGAGUGGGAAAGUCUCUGGUGCCAAAUUCUGGGACUUUAUUGUGUUUAAAGUGUGUCUCCUGUAUACACAGGAUAUCUGUAUGGUUACGUUUCGCUGUUUCUAAAAAUACUCUCCUUUUAUGUGGGGUAUUAAGGCCCCUUACAUUAUGGGAUUGAAUAGUCACACUCAUUAGUGAGUGAUAAAGUUUUGCGGACAGGCCCCUCAUGUUGCCCUGAUUUCGUUACCUUGUAACCUGUAUGUUGUUUUUUCUGUUUUGUGUUAACCCAUACAUAUGUCGAAGGUGGUAAUCGUAGGCGUAUGUCGCACAUUAAGAGAGCUUCUGUAACAUCAUAAGUACCUGGAAGACGGGAAGGGUAGGGAAGUUGGGGGUAGUCGGGGAGGGUGUAACUUGGACUUUUAUAACUCACCCCAGUUGGGGUCAUGGCACCCAUCUGCGGAGCCAUGGGGGGUAGAUAUCAAGAUAUCUGUCUGUGUGGCUAAAGGCCUUAACGUUCUAUUUAUAUAGAGAAUAGGACCUGGUCCUGUGUGUGGUGACCCAUACGUGUCUUGGUGUGACUUCUUUGUGAGAGCCCUCUUGCUAUACCUAGGUAUCUCCAUAACCACCUAAUGCAUCGAGAAGAGAGAAAAAACAAGUAAAAACCAAAGUGUUUGACAUACUAAUACAUAAUAAUACUUUCCCGCAUUUAACAAUGAAUAUGUAACAUCUAUCUUUUAGAACCAUGGGGAGCUGACUUAGCUCCAAUGUGUGCUCUUUAUAGUCUUUGCCUUUGCGGCUCAGGCACCCUUCGUCUCGGCUUCGGCAUACGAUGCAUUGGUUGCUCAGUAGUAGGGGGUGAGAGAUAAGUGGUAGUCUGUGGGCAUAUUUUUUUUUUUUUUCCUCCUCUCCUUCCCCUUCCUUUUCCAAAAGAGAGGGAUGAAAAUUGUGUUUGGGGCCUCCCAGUAUACGGGUGAGUCCUGAUCUCAUGUCCCUAAUACCAUGGGCAGGGUGAUGUGAUGGCAAUCAACAAGCAGCUUACGUUGCUUUAUUAUCCCCUUUUGGACAACUGGGGACUCUUAUUCAUUUAUUAUACUACUCUUUGGUUUAUAUGUAUUGCGGGAUGAUGCUGCAACCAGUGUACCCUUUUAAGAGUAGUCGUGUAGGGAUAGAGGCUAAGCAAUGAGUUUAUAAAAUGUAGUAGGGUAUGGUAAUUUUGCCCUUAUGUCAGUGCAUGUGUUCGUGCGGUACCUGAGCCCUCAAGUUGUCAGAGACUGCAAAAUGGGUUUCUUAGUGUCCUCGAUGUCUCUCUAGUCUGAUCUGGGAUCUUGCUUGUUGGGGGGUGAUCACCCCUGUAUUAUCUAAAGUUAUUAACGAUCUUGAGAUUCCAAAAUUUUCAUGUCAAUAGUUUCUUGUAGCCAGUAGUCCCUGGUGGUCGAAUUCACUGCCGUGAGUUAGGUGGUGUAGGGUCAGGUCUUGAAAGGGUCCCUCCAGAGGUUCAAGGCAUAUCCAAUGCCCGAGUGAUGUGUGUUGGGAAUACGGGUCAUCUUUUCCUUUAGCAGCUAUUAUAAUCAGCUCGUUGUGCAGGUAUCUUGUUCCAUUCUACCUGCAAUCGACGGGAGGACGUCUCCCCCUUCUCUGUUGCUUUGCACAUGAUACCCCAGGUUUGCAGGAGUUUCGCGCCUUCUUCUGGUGAGGAAAUGGUAUGUAGCUUGCCCUCUCGGGAGAUAAUCAUUUUCGUCGGGUACCCCCAUCGGAACCUCAUGCCAUUGGCCCUUAAGCUGUCCGCAAGAUGGGAGAGAUCUUUUCUCUUUUUCAAAGUUGUAGCAGAUAGAUCCGCAAAUAUUUUAACUGACGGGUAGUCAGGAUGUGGAGCAGAUUUAUUUCUGCUUGUACGCAGUAUUAGCUCCUUUAUGUGGUAGUAGUGUACUCGUGUGAGUACGUCUCUUGGCACAGUUUCUGGCAAGUAUCUUGGCUUUGGGAUUCUGUGAACUCGGUCCAGGAGCAACAUCUCCCCCGGUAUAUCAGGUGCGUAGGCUCUAAUAAGGCCUCUUACGUAUGCCUGCAGAUCUUCCGGCCCGACCGACUCCGGAACUCCUCGCAGCCGCAAGUUGUUCCUCCUGGAGCGGUCUUCAAGGUCCGCUAGCUUCACUUCAGUCAUGGUAAGUUUUUGCUCCAAGUGUUCUACGUGGCUUGCAAGGUCGUUAUGUGCCACAGCAAAAUCGUCCAUUUUGGACUCGACGUGCGAUGUCCGUUUAUUGAUCUCUUGUACAUCCCUUCGUAGUGAGUCCAUAGAAUGUUGCCAGGACAUGAUUAAUUUCUGGGAUAAGUUGUCAAGCGCUACUUGUAGGUAGCUUUUGGUGAGCUGGUCAGCAGGGUUAACCAGUUCUGUAUCUUGUUGCGAGUCUCGCGGGUUCGGGCUGGCGUCGCCAUCUUGCGAAGGCCGCAUCUGCUCCGUGCUUUCUUGUUGUUGUUUAUUAUUGAAAAAGUUUAGUUUUUCAUUUUUUGCAGAGCUCUUCUUUGCUUUAGUUUGUGCCAUCUUAUAUUUUAGCAGUUUGCAGGUCCUAAUCGUCCGGAUUGAUAUAGAUUGUCGGCCUCGGUAGCCGGAGCUCGGGUUCAAGCGACCAUUAAGCUCGGCGGUUAGCCACGCCCCCCGUGAAUUUCAAAUUUAAGGUUAAAAUACCCGAAAUGGAAAACCCCAUUAAGUCAGCUAUGCUAUCAGUAUGUCUGCUCUGGCCUUAAAUUUGAAAUUCUCUGAAUUUACUUUGCAUUCUCACAAAAGUGCUGAUCGUAGAGAGAGAGAUAUUUUAAGUAGUAGAUUAAAAAUAGCCCUAAGUGGAAUUGAAACGGCAUGACUUAUAUAGACAAUACAUUGAUUGUUUAUGGCUUUAUGAAUGUACAGCACUGCAAUGUCUAAUAAUGACUAUAAAUAGUUCGCAGUUGGCAAGCAGCUGUGUAGUUUUGGGGUGUUAAUGUGUGUGAAAGGCUUUAGUUCACAGCUGCGUGACUUCAGUAAUGUAAACUAAAUGACCUUUCUCAUUAUGAUAGGAACAGACAGACAAGUGGACGACCUAAGUUGCAACUGUGUGCGCCCCAGCAGCUAUUUUUCAGUUUAGUAGAACCAGUAUUAUUAGACUACAGAGCAUUGAUGAUAGUCUAUAUUCCUGCAUGUCCAGCUGGGAACUCUGGAAUAGUUGUGGAAACGUGACUUCUCGAGUUUCCAUGCCCAAAAAGGACUUCUCAAAGUUUUUAGUUUUUGUAUUUUAUAUGUAGAAAGGUCAUUAGGCCUGAAUUUGUGGGCGGAGGAUAAGUCCCCUUCUUAAACACCAAGCCCUACUCACCUCUGCCAGUAAAGUUGAUUGUUGUAUCUCCAUAGCAACCAGCACUUCCGGUCCGAGCUUCCCGCCAAACAGCUCCAGUCUCCAGCAGCAGUGGUGUCCAGCUGAAUCCUCUGUCCGUUCUGUAGCCCUGCCACCUGGCUUCUCCCCGGUCGCGGUAUUUGGCUUCCGGUCACUAGACCAACACGCUCACGUAAGCUUGUGAGGGAAAUAGCUUUUGGCUAUUUCCCUCCGUUUGGGCCUAAAAACGUAGGGGUAGGCUCCCUUUUUACUUAUACAUUACCUGUUCGUGCACUUCCGCGUUCGUGCGUCUAAAUUAGAUGAACGCCGGCUAUACUUACGUUUCGUGGGUCCUUCGUAUGGUCUAAAUUGCCGACCUUUGUUCGGGUAAACUCUGGUGCGAUUUCGUUAAAAUUCUGGUAUACCAUUCGUUCAUACGAACGAACUAUGUACAUACCGUAUAUACUAACCCGUUCGUUCAUUUAGCGAUUCGUGCAAUAUUCUGUUCACCCCUUGCAUACUUACGAUUCUCUACAUCCCCCACCUCAACACGGAGGUAUGGCUUCACGCCCAAAUCACAGUUAGAUGCCUUAUUCACCCUUCUACAGGGCUGCAGUCAGGGCCUCACUUUUCACGGCCACACGUUUGAAUCUCCUUAACAGUCAUCGAGAGGCCAACAUCCCGCCACCACGUCUGUUGCAACAAACUUCCCUCGGCCAAAUCAUAGAGCCUCUCACUGCCACUCGGCAGUAGCAGGGCCUCACUUGUCACUAGUUCACAGUUAAGUUUUUCGCUUCGGCACUAGCCUUACAGUCCAGUUCACCUAAGGAACUCUUAUAUCCCCUUCUGUCCCCUCCUUUGCCCUACUAAAUCUAAUUCACCAAUUCAUUUCUAGAAUGUCUCAAGAACCAGCCCCCACCGACGAUUUGUCUGCUGAAGAGAUCCCGUUCACGCCUAUCAGACCAGAAUCUCCAGGCGAAUCUCUCACCCCCUCUACUCCUACGUCCUUGAGAGCAUGGACUGUUCCUAAAAUUACGGCUGAACUUAGGCUAAGGGCUAGAAAGGCUGAACUCUACAGACUCUUGACCAAUCAGGCUCCCGAGCCUAGGCCAGGCACUAGCUCUCAAGGACAACCAUCAGGCGCUUGCACGGCCACUCAGGACACCCUUGCAGCAAUCCUGGCCAACCUGCAGACCUUGAAUAACAGGUUAUCUAAGGUGGAGAGUGCCAUCACCUCCCCAGGUAACCUCCCUGGCCUCUCAGCCCCCGUCCCGGCAGUCUCUGCUACAACACCACACUCCCCUAUACAUUCCCCUCCAGCACCAGCCACGGUUACGUCACCUUUUGUGUCACCAGCACACUCUGUCCCAGACUCCAUUAGGAAAGAAAUCCUAGAUGCCCCAUAGCCUCACAAGAUGUGCUGGAGAACCGGGCAUAUAAUUACGGGGAUAUCUCAGUGGUGCUUAAAACCAGAGAUCCCUGGCUUAACAAAAAACAAUCAAUACCACAGUUCGUAAUAGCCUUCGGGAUAAACCGCAACGUCAUUAGCUCGGUAUAUCCCCACAGAAGAGAGGAACUAGACCUCUAUCUGCAUAAAGUGGUGGAUUUGGGCAUCAAGUACGGGGGCUCAUCUUUUUAUGAUUAUCACAAAUCAGUAUCAGCGAAGUGUAUCAGUAUCAGCGAAGGCGGCCACCCAUCUGAAACAGUUUAACAUUAGAAUUAACUGGUAUCAGAUGAGUACUGAAUUAUUCUGUCGCCACUUCGCUGGUCUCAGGCCCCGGUCUUGUGCCGUAUGUAAUUCAACAUCACAUACGGCCGAUUUGUUCCACUCUGAAGCUGCUCCAUCCACCUCCACUCCCACUCCUCAAACCACUUUCACCCCUCACACUAAACAAGUGGGUGGUCAACGGUAUAAACUGGGUAGAUCCAUCUCCUUCCUAGACAAAGCGCAGGUGUGCAACAAUUUUAAUGCUGGGUCCUGCAGCUUCAGCACCUGUAGGUUGUUGCACAUCUGCUCUAUCUGCUUCAGGGCACACACAAAGACCAUGUGCCCGACCAGGUUGUCCCCUAACAAAUGACUAACCGACAUUAAUGUCGACAAACUGUUUUUUUAUUUGAGACCUCAUCAAGCAGGCAUUUGGUGGAGUAUUUUCACACAGGGGUUUCUCACGGGUCUCAUUGCCAUCCCCCCAGACCCGCUUGAAUGUCCCAACCUCUUGUCAGCCUGCCAAGACCCAUUAUCCACAGACACUCUCCUUUCCUCCAAAUUCUCACACGGUUUCAUGAUCGGCCCCUUCACCUCCUCACCUUUUUCAUCCUGGCGCACUAAUCCCAUUGGUAUAGCUGUGCACAAAUACUCUAAUAAAAAACGUCUAAUUAUCGUUUUAUCAGCACCGCACGCCUCUUUUGUUCCCAGCAUUAACUCACUCAUACCAGCAGAAGAAUUUUCAUAUACAAUCCAUCAUUUCAACUGGUAGAAAAGCUUGGCUAAGCAAAAUGGACAUUACAAACGCAUUAAAAUUACUACCCAUGCACCCAUCACUCUGGCAUCUGCACUGUGUUAAAUGGUGAGACAGAUACUAUUUCUCCACACGCCUCACUUUCGGGUCUAGAAGCAGCCCCAAACUGUUUGAUAUAUUCGCAGAAACACUAUGCUGGCUGCUUCUAAAGUUCUCAGGUGUCACUCAGUCAUUCACUAUUUGGACGACUUCCGACUGAUUUUGGCUGAGUGGAAUGGUAUCUCCAUGUUUAUCCCCCCUCUCUCCGACUCCUCCUCACCCAUCAUUCACACAGACGCUGCAGCCAACACCGGUUUCACAUCUAUCUUCGGUAGUCACUGUUUCAGGGGUCACUGGCCUACUGAGACUGAUGCCUUGCCAGGAUUCAGGGAGACUUCAGCCCUAUUUAAAAUUUAUCCCAUAGUGGCGGCCGCACACACUUGGGGUCAUCUUUGGUCCGGCAAGGCAGUAAAAUGCUAUUCCGACAACUCGGCAGCUUGCGAUAUCAUAAACAAGGGGCGCUCAUCAUCCCUCACCAUCAUGCGGCUGAUUCGCAAGCUGACCUGGCUGGCAGCAACCGUCCAGUUCCACUUAGUCUGUUUUCACAUCCCGGGUAUCCACAACACGGCCGCUGACGCUCUCUCGUUCUCAAUUCCAGGUAUUCUUCCAGGCACUUCCUACGGCCCACCACCAGCCAUCCAAGACACCGCGGUUUCACGAACUAAUCCUGGAUUAAACAUACUAAUGCACCACGCUAGGUCUCUCACACACCAAGCACUAUCACCUAACACAGCUGUCACCUACAGUAGGGCACUUACCAUUUUUAAUAAAUUCACAGCAGAUUUCGGAUUACAAGGUGAUUUUUCUACUCAAACCAUGGUGGCUUUUGCCUCCUUCUGCCACUUACAUUUAAAACUUUCUCACAAUACCAUUAAACUAUACCUCACGGGGGUUCAGCAUCACAGUCUCACUAAUUUCCCUAACAACACCCCCUUCUUGUCAUCAUACCCCAUCAAGAAAGUCUUAAAGGGUAUCUCAAAGGUUUCUGUUCCACUUACCACCACCAGAUUACCAAUAGAUGGGCCUAUCUUUAGAUUACUCAGCAAUCUACUUGAUGAAUCCCCAUUCGAUCACGACUCAAACCUAGUGAUCAAGUCUGCCAUUUAUCUAGCUUUUUAUGGUUUCCUUAGACCCGGAGAAUUCACCGUUGUUUGUCAAGGGGAUAUCUCACACAGCCUUAAAACCUCACACCUCACUAAGGUGGAAGAUCACUAUGUACUCACGCUCCCAUCUACCAAAACUAAUCACUCCCUACACCCCACUAUUAUUCCCCUCUUUCCCACUGAUAAUGCUUGGUGUCCGGUUAAGGCACUAGACCAUCUACGGUCAACUCAUCACACGCACUUACCAGACUCUCCGCUUUUAUUACUACAAGGGCACCCACUCACCACUGCUAAAUUCACAACGCACGUCAGAACCUUACUGGCAAAACUGGGUUACAACCUGGCUUUGUUCUCCGGCAUAGGAGCCGCUUCAUCAGCCUCUAGUACAAACACCCCGGUUCACAUCAUCAUUUGAUUGGGUCGAUGGAAAUCCUCCAUAUACCAUACGUACAUACCACAACCAGAAAGAGAGCUUUGCCAAGUCUUCAGGAAUUUGGUUAUGUAUUAAAUUCAAUAAAGUGUGUUUUUCUUGAACUUCUCUUUGCCCUCUUUUAUUUACAGGCCCACUUGUAUGUUGGUUUCCGGCACACCACAAAUCAACUUUCAUCUCAGACACUAUCCAUUACGUAUUAAAUUCCGAGCCCAAAUACAAUAUAUGUUCAUAUUUACAUAUAAUAGAAAGCAACAGGCCAGACUCUCCUGGAUGGAUUUCUUAGUGGGUUUCCUGGUGUUGCUACAGGAGCAACAAUCAUAACAGCAUAAACUGCUUUGACAUACUCACUAAUCACAACCUCCAGACAGAAUGGUCUGUGUCUCCCCAAAUGAUGCCCUCUGCAUUAGAUAGAGAGGUCAUUUUAAAAAUAUGUAAAUUUUUUAGAAUGUUGCAAGGCUGAAGGUUUUGGUUAUGGAUUUAAAGAUGUAAGCUAAAUUAGAACUUUCUUCACCUCCUCCUGUAGGCUGUAAGGCCAAGGAACUGAUAGACGCUGCACGGGUGAAUGUGGCAAGGAUGGUGGGUGGAAAACCGGAGGACAUUGUCUUCACCUCAGGUGGCACAGAGGUGAGAUCUUUACCAAUGUAUCAGCUUUGUCCUCGAUGUAGAACACAGGUCCUCACACUGUCCUAAUGCAUUCUCAUAGCUUCCGGAUUAACACAUUUCCAUAUUUCCAAUUACAGUUUUAGCUUAAACUUGGGUCUGUCUCACCUGUUGAAUAGAAUCUGGAAAAUUAUUACCUGCAAAGUGUCAACAUAUUUCACAGCUCUGUACAAUGGAACAUAGUUUAUUCAACACUAGUGCCUGAGUUCAUUAAUGUUUUGAAGGGUAGUCCCAGGCAAUUGAUUUUUUUUUUUUAUUUUUUUUUUUUUUUCAUCUUCUAGGCCAACAACAUGGUGCUAUUUUCUGCAGUGGACCAUUUUAUGAAGGAGUCUAAAGAGAGACACAAUAAUGUGCUGGAGAAUGAAUUGCCACACAUUAUCACCUCAAACGUGGAACAUGACUCUAUAGCUCUUCCACUUUUGCACUUACAAAAGAUACAGAAAGCUGGUAAGGUCAUCGCACAAUACAUAGUAAAGAAAAAUCCCCUGCUUGGAAAAUCACUGCAACCACAAUAAUUUAUAAAAUGUAAUGGACUGUGUUUAGAAAUAUGAAACAACAACAGAACCAUUUAAUUAGUUUUUUCUGCAUUUUGCGGUUUUUGGCUUUUUUUUUUAUGGUUAUUUAUGUUGGGGUUUUUUUUUUUUAAAGAGAAAAAAAGAUAUUAGAAAUUCUAAGAUGUAAUCAGUUGGAUCAGAAUAUAAAAUCUUCAUCAUGUUAUCUAUGUCUCUGUCUUCUAUUUUUAUUAGUUUCCAUUUCUUAGUCUUUUCCCAAGUUUCUCUGUCUUCAGGACUAUAUCCAUUUUAGCUAUGUCUCUCAACAUUUAGUCUCUUUGUAUGUGUGCAAGGAGAAAGCUUCCAGCCUGACUUGAUAGAACCACCAUGGUUAAAUGAGGCAAUUAAACAAAAUAAAAAUAAUACGGGCAUCUUAAAGCCAAUCAUGUGAUAUUCUAAAUGGUUCUAUGUACUUGGCGUUUAAAUCUAUACUAGUCAGACCAGAGUCUGAGAGAGUAACUAAACUUACACCCCCAGCCCCUCCAUGUGCCUAUGUCUCAUUCUCCCCAGCAUCUCCUCCAUUUGUCUCGCCCCACCAUCCCCCCCAGAUGUCUCAUCCUCUGCCCCUCCAGUCGUCUCACUCUCCCUCUGCCCCUCCAGGCGUCUCACUCUCCCUCUGCCCCUCCUGGCGUCUCACUCUCCCUCUGCCCAUCCAGACGUCUCACUCUCCCCCCGCCCCUCCAGACGUCUCACUCUCCCCGGCCCUCAGGCGUCUCACUCUCCCAGCCCCUCCAGGCGUCUCACUCUCCCCCCACCUCCAGGCGUCUCACUCUCCCCGGCCCCUCAGGCGUCUCACUCCCCAGCCCUCCAGAAGGCGUUUCACUCUUUGCCCCUCCACAGGCGGCGUUUCCUUUCCCUCUGCCGCCAGUGUGGUUUCACUUUCCCUCUGCCCCGCCAGGCAGGCGUUUCACUUUCCCUCUGCCCCGCCAGGCAGGCGUUUCACUUUCCCUCUGCCCCUCCAGGCAGGCGUUUCGCUUUCCCUCUGCCCCGCCAGGCAGGCGUUUCACUUUCCCUCUGCCCCGCCAGGCGUUUCACUCUUCCUUCAGACGUUUCACUCUCCCUCUGCCCUGCCAGGCGUUUCACUCUUCCUUCAGACGUUUCACUUUCCCUCUGCCCCUCCAGGCGUUUCACUUUCCCUCUGCCCCUCCAGGCGUUUCACUUUCCCUCUGCCCCGCCAGGCAGGCGUUUAACUUUCCCUCUGCCCUGCCAGGCGUUUCACUUUCCCUCUGCCCCGCCAGGCGUUUCAUACUUUCCCUCUAAGGCUCCCGCUGUGGCGCCUUCACUUUCCUCUCUGCCCCUGCCAGGCGCUUUCACUUUCCUGCUUCCUGCUAUAGGCGCUUUCACUUUCCUCUGCUCCUGCUUGUAUGCUUCUACUUUUCCUCUGCCUCGCUAGGGCGCUUCUAUAAUUUUCCUUCAGACGCUUCACUUUCCUCUGCCUCCAGGCGCUUUACUCUACCUCUGCUCCCUCCAGGGCGCUUUCACUCUCUCUCUGCAGCCUCCAGGCGCUUUCACUUCCUCUGUGCCUGUAUGCUUUCACUUUCCUCUGCCUCCAGGCAGGCUUUUACUCUCUGCUCACAGGUAUGCUUACUUUCCUCUGCUCCCGCCAGGCCAGGCAGGCGUUUCACUUUCCCUCUGCCCCGCCAGGCAGGCGUUUCACUUUCCCUCUGCCCCGCCAGGCGUUUCACUUUCCCUCUGCCCUGCCAGGCGUUUCACUUUCCCUCUGUCCCGCCAGGCGUUUCACUUUCCCUCUGCCCUGCCAGGCGUUUCACUCUUCCUUCAGACGUUUCACUCUCGCUCUGCCCUGCCAGGCGUUUCACUCUUCCUUCAGACGUUUCACUCUCCCUCUGCCCUGCCAGGCGUUUCACUCUUCCUUCAGACGUUUCACUCUCCCUCUGCUCCUCCAGGCGUUUCACUCUCCCCCUGCCCCUCCAUGAAGCUCAUUCUUCCCCUGCUCCUCCAUGCAUCUGAUUCACCCCCUUGCUCCUCCAUACGUCUAAUCCUCGCCAGUCGCUUCCAUGUGGCUCAAUAGCACCCAGUCCCUUCCAUGCAUCUCAAUUCACCGCCCUUGAUCCUCCAUGCAUCUCAUCCUCGCCAGUUCCUUCCAUGUGCCUUAAUAGCCCCAAGUCCCUUCCAUGUGUCUCAAUACCCCCCUCCUCCCCCAUUCCUUCCAUGUGUCUUUCCCUCAUUUCCCUCUGUACCUGCUCUCCAUUUGUGGCCGAGUGGACCACCGCACCCAAUCUAAAAGGAAAUUCUCUCAGUAAGCACUUCCUGUCAGACCAGCCAGAUAGAGGGAAACAGAGGCUCCUCUAUGCGCGGUCCACUUGGCCAUGCUACUUACAGAGCCUGACUGGAAGGGGCCUUGGGCCGAUGCUGCAGUGCACUGAUCCUGAAUAUAUGCCGGCCCACGGUGGCUGGGCCCCCUAGAGCGACAAGCCUGGCUGCGAACCCUGCAACCUCUAUUGUUACGUCACAGAGUCUGAGCCCAUCUUACACUUUUAAAAUAAGUAGGAAUGUAGACAGUUCUAUUCAUCCAAUAUUAUCAUCAGAGCUCACUGAUUUCCAUGUGGCUGAACGGAGACGCAUCCUGACAGUGAUGUUUCAUCAAUCUAUUUGUGAGGCUGCUAUAGUAAAAAGAUGGAAUCGGCUCCAUAUUAAUACUCGUUCUUUUAAUGUGAUGCAUAACAAACGAACUUCCACAUACUUAAGGCCAUAUAGUGUAUUCAAUAUCUUCAAAUAUUCUUUAUAGCAUAAUGUUGUUUUUGAGUCUGACCUUCCAAAAUAGUUCUGGUUGUGUAUGGCCAUCAUUAUAGAGAAAUAGUAUAAUAAUGACUGGUCGUUAUUAUUCUAGGACAAGGGUAGGUAACCUUUGGAACAUCAGAUGCUGUGGGCUGCAUCUCCCCAGAUGCUUUAUCAGCAUAAUGGCUGUAAGAGCGUUAUAGGGGAUGUAGUCCACAUCAGCUGGAUUGCCAAACAGAUAACUGUUAGAUGAUUGAAGAAUAGAUUCACUCCUGAAACUAAAAUAAACUACCCAGUGCUAAUACAUUUAGGCAAGAAUUCUAAGUCUUCAGACUCUGUGACUGGCGUUUGAGCUGCAGCCCAAGCUGCUGUUGGUUUCACUUAAAUACUGGAACCGGUAAUGUAAACUUAGGCAUUUACAUAAAGAUUUCUGAUCAAUAGCUCUACGUAUAUUUUUCAGGCAUAUCCGUUUUUGUUGUUUGGUUUUCUUUUUUUGUUUUGUUUAAGGCUAAACAUUACACAUGACUUGUUUACUCACACUUCUUUUUUUAUUUAUUUUUUAUCUUCGCGUCGUGUUUAUUUGACAGUAAAGUUAAUAUUAAUGUAUCUCUUUUGUUUUUCUGAUUCAGAAGUCACCUUUGUGCCAGUAUCCACACUAACAGGACGUGUUGAGGUUGAUGAUGUCAUCGCAGCUGUACGCCCGAACACGUGUUUAGUGUCCAUUAUGCUAGCAAAUAAUGAAACUGGAGUAAUCAUGGUGAGCAACUGCUUGUUUUAA
Pelobates cultripes (western spadefoot toad) is the source of this 25608-nucleotide messenger RNA. The record is from the annotation of a GenBank genome assembly. Lineage: Eukaryota; Metazoa; Chordata; Amphibia; Anura; Pelobatidae.